Molecule: messenger RNA, 798 nt
Organism: Aspergillus nomiae NRRL 13137
Lineage: Eukaryota; Fungi; Ascomycota; Eurotiomycetes; Eurotiales; Aspergillaceae
Product: sulfotransferase family protein
Exons: 3
Coding region: 1-798 (265 amino acids)
Source: RefSeq, a predicted model, not a curated record
AUGGCUAACCUUCCGCACGAUCGAGAACCCCGAAGCCGGGAAAUGAAAGUACUGAUCCUUGGUUUAGCCCGCACCGGCACGUCAUCUCUCACAGCCGCCCUCCAAAAAUUGGGAUACAAGCCCUACGACUGGCCUGACCGAUGUAUGCUCGGUCACCUCCCUCGGUGGACCGAAGGCCUCCAAGCGAAAUACCUGGGCCGUGGCUAUCCUCUCGAAGUCGACGAGAUGGACCAGCUCACCAGUGACUUUGACGCAAUCAUCGACACCCCCUGCUGCCUCCUGGUUGACGAACUAAUAGCCGCCUACCCCACCGCAAAGGUCAUACUAAACUACCGCGAUCCACACAGAUGGCUCGAAUCAAUGCAAGACACUGUAUUCGCCGCCGCGCGAUGGCCAUCCUGGAGAAUCCUGGCAUACACGGAUCCGCACUACGCAGGAGCAAUCGUGCAGCAUCAUAUUACUCUGUGGGAUGAGAUCUGGGGAGGAGAUGAAGGAAAGAGAUGCCUGGAGAUGUUCGUCGAGCACUACAAUUAUGUUCGGAAGGUUGUGCCGCCAGAGCGACUGCUGGAGUAUCAAGUGCAGGAAGGAUGGGGACCUCUGUGCCAUUUUCUGGAGGUGGAGGAGCCCAAGGAACCAUUUCCGGUUGUUCAUACGGGGGCACAGUUUAUGAGGACUGCUGCGAGGGGAUGGAGGGACGGUGUUGGGAGGAGCAUUCGAAAUGUAGCUGUAGCAGCUGUCUGCGUGUGGAUUUUGGCGCAUGGGUUCUACUGGGGACAGGGGUACUUUCGAGAUGAGUGA